UUCGGCAAUGCUCUUCAGCAAGAUAUGUGAAAAAAUAUGGGUUACUUUAAUAAGGUGUAGUAAUAUACCAAUCAUUUGAUCGCACAAUGCUCUGAUUAAGAAUAUCAACUAACUAAUUAUUAAACUAGGAUAGAAGAGGGGGAAAAAGGAUAUCUGAAAAUGAAUAUUCACAGAAUACUUUUGAAUAUCAAAGAGGAUGGCCCUGAAAUUAAAGCAGUGGAAGAAGUGACCACUCCUGCACUGAUAGGAAUAUGCCUUGGCAGCGCCGUAUUCCUGGUUACAAUCGCGGCGGUCACUUGCUUUUGCUACCGGCGAAGAUCAUCAACAGGAUCUUCACAGAAGCUCACAUCAGUGCUAAAAAAGAGUCAUCAUUCCGACAAGCCUCUUGUCCUUCGAAAACCUACUGCGGUGAAGAGUCCCAGCAGCGGAUCGGUUGGUGGGCCUGUCCUCAUGAAGAAGAGUCCUAGCCCUACACUGCAGAAAAUUUCUCCUCCAGGUGGAAGCACGAGAACCUCCCCUACGAAUGCUAACAGUGGACAUCGAUCCCCGACAAGUUUAGAUAAAGCAAGGAUUGGUUCUAAUCACUCAUCGAGGCAGAAUUCACCCAACAUUGAGGAUAAAAACUACAUUGAAAGAGAGAACGAGAAGUUGAAAAAUAACAAGAAAGAGGAAGUAGUGGAUGAUAAUAAAGAGAAGGAAGUGUUAGUUGAAAAGCCAUGCAAACUGGGACAAUUACAUUUUAGGUUGAAAUAUAAUGCUGAGAAACUCUCACUUCAAGUAACUAUUGUGAGAUGCAGUGAUUUACCAGCGAAAGAUUCUAAUAAUGGUUCUUCUGAUCCUUAUGUCAAACUGCAAUUGCUACCUGAAAAGCAGCACAAGGUCAAGACCAGAGUUCUGCGGAAGACUCUGGACCCUGUCUACGAUGAGGACUUCACUUUCUACGGCAUCAACCCGAAUCAGCUUCAGGCAACUACACUUCAUUUUGUAGUACUCAGCUUCGACAGAUACUCUAGGGAUGAUGUAAUAGGGGAAGUGAUUUGUCCUCUCUCAGGAGUAGAUUUCGAGGGAUUAGCAAAACAAUUGGAAAUGGCGAGAGAAAUAACACCGAGGAAUUUGAAG
Molecule: messenger RNA, 1119 nt
Organism: Stegodyphus dumicola
Lineage: Eukaryota; Metazoa; Arthropoda; Arachnida; Araneae; Eresidae
Gene: Syt4
Product: Synaptotagmin 4
Biological process (GO): calcium ion-regulated exocytosis of neurotransmitter; vesicle fusion
Cellular component (GO): synapse; exocytic vesicle; plasma membrane
Molecular function (GO): calcium ion binding; calcium-dependent phospholipid binding; phosphatidylserine binding
Source: RefSeq, a predicted model, not a curated record